CCCGGCAUGAAGAGGCGGCCGUGACGGCGGAACAGGGAAAUGAAGCGGUCGGACAGGCUGGCCCGCCGGAGCACCGUCAGCCCGUCAUCACAGCGUUCUAUGGACUCCCCCCGCCGCGCUACUCGUCUCUCAGUACCGGCCGGAGCUCCGCGGGUCUAAAGCGACCACUCACACCUCUCAUAGUGACGAUCCACCGGGGUUUUGUGAUUGUUUUAAAAGUGGAGCCGCCGGCGUCCUGCUAACUCUCCUGCCCGGGCUGCCAGCGCUGUUCGGCCGGACGUUAUUCGGUGAGUUGUUGCUGGACUUCCCGAGGCCGUGAUUUUGGCUUGGAUUGCCUGUCUUCAGUCAUGCCUUUUCCUUUUGGAAAGUCUCAGAAGAGUCCAGCUGAAAUAGUGAGGAGUUUGAAGGAGAAUGUUGCAUGCAUGGAAAAGCUGGAUGUUGGAGACAGUAAAAAAUGUGAAAAGGUUGCGGAGGAGGCGUCCAAAAAUCUUGCUUCACUGAAGGAAGUGCUUUGUGGAACAGGUGAUAAGGAGCCUCAAACUGAAGCUGUGGCUCAGCUUGCACAGGAACUGUACAACACCAACCUUCUUAUUUCCCUCAUUGCAAACCUGCAGAAGAUAGAUUUUGAGGGGAAGAAGGAUGUGGUCCAUUUGUUCAGCAACAUUGUUAGACGUCAGAUCGGCACCCGCACACCGACGGUAGAAUACAUUUCUACACACCCUGAGAUCCUCUUCAUGCUUCUGAAAGGAUAUGAAAAUGCAGAGGUGGCUCUGAACUGUGGCAUGAUGCUAAGGGAGUGCCUGCGCCACGACCCUUUGGCCAGGACGGUGCUCUACUCUGAAGACUUCUUCUGCUUCUUCCGAUACGUGGACCUCUCAACCUUCGACAUCGCCUCGGACGCCUUUGCCUCGUUCAAGGAUCUCCUGACAAGACACAAGAUUAUGUGUGCAGAUUUCCUGGAGAACAACUACGACAGGGUUUUUACAGAAUAUGAGAAGCUCCUGCAUUCUGACAACUACGUCACCAAACGGCAGUCUCUGAAGCUUCUUGGUGAACUUCUCUUGGAUAGACACAACUUCAGUGUCAUGACAAAGUACAUCAGCCGAGCUGAGAACCUGAAACUGAUGAUGAACUUGCUAAGAGAUAACAGCCGAAACAUCCAGUUUGAAGCAUUCCAUGUCUUCAAGGUAUUUGUUGCAAACCCCAACAAGACUCAGCCCGUGCUGGACAUACUGCUGAAGAACCAGACCAAGCUUGUGGAGUUCCUGAGCCACUUCCAGACAGACCGAUCUGAAGACGAGCAGUUCUGUGACGAGAAAAACUAUCUGAUUAAGCAGAUCCGGGACCUGAAGAGACCCACGGCGUCCGAGGAAGCUUGAGGCUGCAGGAGCGGCCGGUUGUCACAUGGUAGAUUAUAGAGUGUGGAUCUCGAGGAGAUGCAUCCAUCAACCUGAACGGGCCAAGAACUGCCAUUUAAUCCACAGCGCUUGUUGUUUAGUGUUAAUGAAAUUCCUUUACCGAGUUCUUAUAACGUUGGACCUUAAACUGUCACUCCCCCACAUACACGGAUGCUGGCAGAGACCAUAGAAUGAGAGAAAUGUCUCCCCAUUCACACCUAACACAAGCUCUGAGAUGUUCUUGAGAAGCCUUUUCUAUAUUUUACUUUGACUCUUUUUUUCUUGUUUUUGGAGAUUGAAAUGCAGAGAAGUAAAUAUAUUAUUUUUCCAAUGUAUCUUCUUGGGAAACUGCUUACACUUCCUAAAUGCUUAGGUUUGGUUUAUUGGGCUUAUUGUACGUUUUUGUGUAUAUACGUCUGUCUGUGUGCGUGUACAGGGACAUGCAUGCGCUUUAAGAAAUACGGCUUUGGCAGCGUGACAUCGGGAUCAUAUUGGCCAGGUCAGCACAUAGUAGUCAUUUUAUUGCUUUUUUUCCCCCCCCUGUGUGUGUGCAGCCGUCAGAAAUGACCCAUGCACUGACUGUGCUGUACUUGCCAAUUCAUUAGUUGUCUAAUCAUAUUCCACUGAGGAAUCGAUGAGUUGAGUUGGGAUUCAGUUUUUAGGCUGUGUUCAGUGACGCUUGCACGACUGAAAUGGAAACACGGCAUCAGAUAGUGCUGCAGGGUCCGGGCCGACCGUUCAGGGUUAACAUGAACAACCAGCUAAUUGAUCUGUGAGCGCUCCAUCUUCACACGCCGAGUUCAUACGGCAGCGCUUCAACCAAACAUGAGCGUUGCGUAACACGGCAAGCAGAAUCCCUGUCUGCACACUGAUGUUGCUCGCAAGGAUUCAUCGCAAGAGCUGCAUGUCUAAUACGUUUGUAGCAAAGCAUAGUGUGUUAUUUAAACAUCCUGGAGAAACUUAAAACUGAGCUUAAUUAGGGUCGUCUGCUUUCCUUGAUCAUUUCAACAAUCUUUUUUUCUCAUUUGCAAUACAUUGAGGACCUGCUGCACAAAAAAAUGCGUAAAGAUGUUUUUUUGUUUUUUAAUUAUUUCCUUAAAUUACAAUAAUUUGACCUGUGAUGCAUCAGAAUGUAGCAGAUAUCACAAUAUUGUCCCAGACUAGAGGAACCAUCAGAUGGUGCGUCAUCUUUUAAGGCAUACUUUAACAAAAAACAACAAAUGAAUAAAUUGGCCUUUUUGUUUUUGUGUGUAAUCUUGGGUGCAGAAAAAGAGGGGAAAGGGUGGGCAGUAUUUACAUGUAGUGAAAUGUAAGGUUUAUUUUAGAUAAGUGCUGAGUUUAUUUCUCACAAGCAUCACUGUUUGUGUUAAAAUUAGUUUUUUUUUUUUUCCUGUUUUUAACCCUCUACCAUUGUCAUCAAAAUGGCUGAAAUUCAAGAUUUUAGGAUGUCUGUGUGGAAAUACCUCAUGGGUCUCGACUGCAGAUGCUGUGUGCUUACUUUCCUAGACGAGAUAUUUUAUUUGGUAUUUUUUUGUCUGUAUGAUGUGUAUGUUCAGACUUGAACGGGGACUGCAGCUUUAUUUUCACAAUGGAAAACCAGAAUUUUAGACAAAUAUUUCAUUGUGUGGUGCGACAUACGUGCUAAUUCAUAGUGAAUUGCAGUGUGGUACCUCUUAAUAAACGUUGCCUUAUUUAAAGACAUCGAAUGAAUAGUAAUAAUCUUGGUGAAUGAAUUCAAGGCCUCUUGAUUGGUUUUUAAAACCAAUGUGAAUAUUUUGACUUAGUGUGGGCAUCAAAAUGUAUGCGUUCCCCACACACCUAUCCUGUACAAAGAUCUAAGACCCCACUAAACAUCUGUGAUAAGUAUAAUUACCUCUACCUCUAGGUGACGCUUUGUUUAGUCUUGUAUCUGCAGAACUGUUUGGGCAGGAACAAAGAUGAUUUUUUUUUUUUUUUUUUUUUUUCUUCCUCCAAUUCUUCUCAAUUCCUCAAUCAAACCCAUCAACAUGCAGAAUCCACUUCAAAUGUAUUCACUAGUCAAACUUGUGGGAGCGGCACUACUAUAGCCUUUAGCUUAUAUAGUCAGUGAAUAGGCUAGCUUUUACAAAUGAACAGCAAAUCAAGUUCAUGAUGUUCAUCACUUUCACGGGCUGCUUCAUUACGGCCUGCAGGAAGAAAGACCACAUUUAAGGCUAAUUGGCCUGUAGAGAGGUUUUGCUCAUAUACUGAGUUAAAGGUAUAAGUGAAAUUACAAUUACAACUUUAUAGAGCGGGUGAGAAGGCAAACUCUUCCAAGUCUUCCUCAAGUUGUCACAAAAUUCGUUUUGUAUCAUCCAUAGACCGCAUUUACUGAAAGAGGAAAAAAGAUGUGAUUUGUCUGCUUCAAAGAUUGAGCCAGUGAUUAUUACAGACGUGGCCCCUUAAGGCGGUAAAUAUGUUACUGAUUUACAAGUUAAAAUUGCAAGAAAGUCAAGUCGGAUGAUCACCCUUGAAAUUCUGGCGACACUUUCUCCCCAGGGGUGUUAUUGAAACUGUUUUAAUGGUGGGUACAUGUACAGGCUGGUCCAGUAUUGGGUAUUUAAAAGUGAACAAAAACGUAAAAAAUUAAGGAACGCAGCUGUGAAUGUGGUACUUAAAAAAUAGACAGAGGCUCAACUUUCACUGUCAUGUCAUCAGGCGAUGAAAAGAGGUUUGUGAAGAUGUUUUUGAGAUUCUCAAAACAUCCUGAAACUUAGCUAAAUUUCAUAAUUUUGUAACAAAUACAGCACAGUUUGAAACAGUUUUUUAAAUGAAACUUGAUGACGCAUUGAGCAAAAAGUCUAUAUAUAUGUGUGUCUAUGUAACAGUAAAAUUACUAUAAUAACGUUAUUUAACAUAUGUCUAGAAAACAUCUGUGUUUUUAUGAGUGAAUAUGUAGUUUCUAAGAACUUUGUGGAAAUUUGAAUCCGAGACUUUGGAGUGAGGCGCUGUGGCGGUUAUUCCACCAGGGGGCGCUGUGGCAGCGGCUCUGCAGACCGGGCCAGGCUUCACUUGCAAACACGGCUGAUAAUGAGCGUAACAAUCACUGGCAACAUUAUGCAGACAUCUUUUUCGUGCUUUACUCCAGUGCCUUCUCUUUCCACACUGGGUAUUUUAUUCACCAUUGGAGUGGUUUAUGUAUAUAUAACGUUAUAACUGUAUAAAAGAUCAUUGAAGUGUGAAGCAUUAAUGAAAAUAAAGAGUUA
Cololabis saira (Pacific saury) is the source of this 4621-nucleotide messenger RNA. It is a transcript of the gene cab39l1, whose product is annotated as calcium binding protein 39, like 1. Gene Ontology annotation, molecular function: protein serine/threonine kinase activator activity. The record is from RefSeq and is a predicted model, not a curated record. The transcript has 10 exons. Gene Ontology annotation, biological process: intracellular signal transduction. Bases 348 to 1379 code for a protein of 343 amino acids. Lineage: Eukaryota; Metazoa; Chordata; Actinopteri; Beloniformes; Belonidae.